AUGGAUCAGACGUCACAACAGGACAGUCCUCUGUCCAUCGCGGCCAAUGUCGCUGGAAUUCUCACCUUCGUCGUCGCAAUCAUCGCAGCAGUAUAUGUCAGAAUCACGUAUCUGCGCAACAGCGAUGACGAGUACUUCCGAGUCAAGGCCUCGCUGUCCUGGUUUAAAACGGAAUCCACGUGGCUAUCGGACCUUGUCCGUACAGCCGGUGAAAGAUCAGGAGGUCUCCAUUCUCGCCAACCUGAAUAUCAGAUGUACGCCUUCGUGAUGGACGACUUGAUUAAGCUGGAGAAGCGUAUCCUGGAACUGCUGGCCGAGGCCGAGACGAAAGCUGCGGGCCAAGAUGCCGAGAAUCAGGGCAAAUGGACCCUCGUGCCCAAGAGUUGGAGCUUUACAACCAAUGUCGCCAUGGCUUGGCUGCCAGUCCGGACCAAAACAUUAGAGCUGGUUCGCCAGCGAGAAGCAUUGACGGCACGUGUGCAAUUUACGCAAAUGAGCAUGAUAUCUUCUCGAAUUCGAGACUUGGAAUCGAGAACCACGUGGACGGAGGCCAAGUCCGAAGAAAGCUUUAUUCGUAUGGAGAACCAGAUUGCUGAGCAGAGAGCUCAGAUCCAUCGGCUGGAGGACCUCGUCUAUCGUUUGAUGUAUCGGAGUCGGCUCAGCCAGGAUCCCGAUUCGUCUAUGACCGAUCCUCUUAAGUCGCGCCGAUUAUCCAGUCCCUCGCAAUAG
This is a messenger RNA of Colletotrichum phormii, 729 nucleotides long. RefSeq lists its product as uncharacterized. The coding region runs from base 1 to 729 and encodes 242 amino acids. NCBI's taxonomy places the organism in Eukaryota, Fungi, Ascomycota, Sordariomycetes, Glomerellales, Glomerellaceae. The record is from RefSeq and is a predicted model, not a curated record. The transcript has 2 exons.